This is a messenger RNA of Rosa rugosa (rugosa rose), 2381 nucleotides long. Its product is annotated as ankyrin repeat domain-containing protein EMB506, chloroplastic. The record is from RefSeq and is a predicted model, not a curated record. The transcript is spliced from 7 exons. Gene Ontology annotation, cellular component: chloroplast outer membrane. Gene Ontology annotation, molecular function: chloroplast targeting sequence receptor activity; protein binding. Gene Ontology annotation, biological process: protein targeting to chloroplast. Bases 464 to 1492 code for a protein of 342 amino acids. NCBI's taxonomy places the organism in Eukaryota, Viridiplantae, Streptophyta, Magnoliopsida, Rosales, Rosaceae.
GACCCGGACCUUUUAAAUUGAUUUUGCCCUUUCUUCUCAUAGAGCAAAAUUCUCACCCCCCCCCAAAAAAAAAUCCACUCAGAAUUCAUCAUCUUCGCGAAGUUCGACCAGUAUAUCUACCUUGAAGCCAAGCCAAGAUUUCAGGCUUCGCCCAAACUACUCUCUCUUCGCCGCCAAACUGAAAGGAACAGGAUAAGUAAUUUAUCUUAUCACUAGAUUCUUUCCUUUACAUUAUCAAGAGUUGUAAGCAAUAUCAGAAUUACUAGUUUGCUGACAUUAUAGUUUCUAAACUGCAACCUGAGUUGGGCAAGUGCUUGCAAGAGUAGAUUGGAUUCUAGUAGAUGCUAUAUAUACUCUCCAGUUCUGGGUGUUUCCAGUUCAACACUACACACUUAAUUAUCAACUUUGGAUAUCUCUCACGGAGUGGUUACUUCGGUCGGAGCAAUAAACUCCCUGAAUACAAAUGGGCAUGGUUUCAAUACCAGCAUUCUCAGCUGUACAGUCAGUCUCUAUACCCAGAGAUUAUCAUUCGUUUGCGAUUGUGAACUCUUUGAAGGCCAAGGGGAAGAGUCAUCAAUUAGAAUUGCUUGGUAACACCAAUGUCUUGAAAGCAUGUAGUAUAUGGAGUGGUGGCAGCUUUAGCUCCUCUGAUAAGCACUCAAAGUUGAGGACCUUUUUGGUCGAGUCAAACCAAGCAUCUUCGUUACAAUCUCGUGUGGAAACAUGGGAAGGUCCUGAUGAUGGCAGUGGGACUGAAUCUGAGGAGGAGGAGGAGGAGGAGGAAGAAGAAGAACAUGACUUGGGUUUCCAAAGCGAAUGGGAAGAAGAUGAAGAAAAGCGGGCUCCAGCUGCUAAUGCUGGUGAUGUUCAGAAGUUCACAACAAAUGAGUUGGAAGAGCAACUUGUUAAAGAGGUGGAACAGCUCUUGGAGGUAGAAGAAAGAGCAAUUUUGCAAAAGCAUGCAGCUCCCAACAUGGAGAAAUUAUCAACUGCAAAAUGGAGCCCACUACAUACUCUUUCACUAUCUGGGCUAGUUACUUUCAUGGAUAAGCUGCUUGAAGAUGGUGUAGAUAUUAAUUUUUUUGAUAAAGAUGGUGUAACCGCUCUUCACACUGCAAUCAUAGGCAAAAAAGAAGCUGUUAUUAGUCAUCUUCUAAGAAAAGGUGCAAGUCCUCAUGUCAGAGAUCGGGAUGGGGCUACACCACUUCAUUAUGCAGUUCAUGUAGGCACCAAGCGAAUUGUGAAGUUAUUGAUCAAAUACAAAGUUGAUGUCAACAUUGCAGAUAAUGACGGAUGGACGCCAUUGCACGUUGCUGUGCAAAGUAGAAAUAGAGAUAUUGUGAAACUUUUGUUAGUGAAUGGUGCAGAUAAGAGUAGAAGAAAUAAGGAUGGCAGAACUCCCAUAGAUCUGGGCCUGUGUUAUGGGAAAGACUUCAAGUCCUAUGACCUCACCAAGUUACUGAAGACAGUACCAAUGGACAGAGAUUUUUGAGUCCAAAAUUUAGACAAUUUUAAAAGCCAACGAAAAUUUGAUUGCCUAUCUUUAGUAUUUGGUGCAACCAUGUUUACAGUUCCUGCAUCCAAGAUGUCUGUAUGAACUAAUUUGCUCCAACUUCCUCUCAUUGUCUAGACCAAGGGAAACUAAAUAUAUGUGGGUGAAAUAUUUAUGGAGGGAGAGAUAUGUCAUGAAGCAAAUUGGUUGAUUGCAGAGCAAAAAGAGUCAUCUACAUCUCAAUAUAGUGUACAGACUACAGAUGAUAGAAACAUGCUGGAUGCGCUGCUUGACAUCCAUUAAUUUCUGGGUUAAUCUGUUUGAUAGUAUGUAGUUUGUUAGUGUAAUGCAUCCCAGCCCUGUGGAAUUAACCACAGUUUUGUGCUGAUAAGCUAUGUACCAGUAUGUUUGCUUUAUCAAAAGCAUAUGCAUCGUGUUGGGUUUGAUAUUGAUAACACAAGUAUUCCAGCCUUUACUGCAGCGGACUACUUUGGGAGAUUGUUGUUGCUAUGACUCGACACUACGAUAUAUCGUCGGGGUGAUUGGAUUGGCUCAUGUAGCUGUAUUAUCAUGGUUUCCUGUUUCCAGUCUAUGCAGACUAGGAUAUUGUUUGAUGAUGCAUUCAGCAGCAGUCUUCGUAUAUUCCAGAUUGUUACAAGAAAAAGGAAAUCCAAGACAGAUUUGUGAUUGAAGGUUAAUUUAAUCAUUUGAAAUAUUCAUCUUUGGCAAAAAGUUAUAUGUUUAAUCAUCUCCUUUCCAAUUUUCUAUUAUUAUGCCAACGAUAACUACUACUGCUAUCAUAGUCUGCUGCAGGAAUACUACGAUAGGUCUGGAACACUUUUUGUUACGAUAGAAUAUUCUGAUAAAGCAGUUAGUUUGUAUGCGCUUU